CAGUGGUCUAGCAAGGCACAACGUCCAGUGCAGUCGGCAGCUGCGGUGGUCAGAGACACAGAGGAGUCGCCAUGACCAUCACCCUCCACCUUCUACUGCUCCACCUUGCUGUGGCGUUGACCGACGGCGGCAAUGGCUACCUGGUGGAUCAGCCGGAACAGGUGAAUGGAGUGGAAGGGGGGUCCGUCACCCUGCCCUGCUCCUUCUCGUACCCGGUCAACCUCAGGCCCCGAGGCUUUGACGUCUCUUGGAGGUUCGGGGAGUUUCACGGGCAGUUUAUCUUCAACCGUUCGCAAGCCAUCAUUCACAGCCGCUACAAGGGCCGGAUCACAUUCGUGGGCUCCCCCAUCCGAGACCACACCGCCUCCAUCCGCUUGGACAACCUGAGAAGAAACGACUCGGGCAGGUACUUCUGUCGGGUCAAGAUCCUCGGAGAACGUAACGAUGUUUGCCAGAGCAUUACGGGAACUCUUCUGUCAGUUGGAGAGAGGCCCAGCGUCCCGGUGACUGUCGAAAGCACCACCUCCACAGAGAGGCCCAACGUCACGGUGACUGUUGAACAUACCACCCCCGGGGGAACUCCACCCUGGCUACCCUUCGGUGCAGGGGGCUGUGGCCUGGUGUUGCUGCUGCAGCUUAUUUCUCGGACGGUGGUGUUGCUGCUGCUGCUUAUCGCUGGGGUGGUCAUCUGCAUCCAUCAGAGGGAGAGAAAGAGGAAAGCAAAGAAUGUUCAAGAGGCAGUGAGCAGCGGAACACAACAAGGGUGCGGAGGGGAGCGGGAACUGGUGGGAGCGAUGCACAACCGGAGGCGAGGGAGGGAGGGGGAGGUGAAUGAGCAAGAAAGAAAGCAGAAGAGGUGA
Molecule: messenger RNA, 860 nt
Organism: Amblyraja radiata (thorny skate)
Lineage: Eukaryota; Metazoa; Chordata; Chondrichthyes; Rajiformes; Rajidae
Product: paired immunoglobulin-like type 2 receptor beta
Exons: 5
Coding region: 72-860 (262 amino acids)
Biological process (GO): regulation of actin cytoskeleton organization; regulation of osteoclast development; regulation of bone resorption
Cellular component (GO): plasma membrane
Source: RefSeq, a predicted model, not a curated record